Messenger RNA from Helicoverpa armigera (cotton bollworm), 3525 nucleotides. It is a transcript of the gene fkh, whose product is annotated as silk gland factor 1. The transcript has a single exon. The record is from RefSeq and is a predicted model, not a curated record. Gene Ontology annotation, biological process: regulation of transcription by RNA polymerase II; anatomical structure morphogenesis; cell differentiation. Gene Ontology annotation, molecular function: protein domain specific binding; transcription factor binding; RNA polymerase II cis-regulatory region sequence-specific DNA binding. Lineage: Eukaryota; Metazoa; Arthropoda; Insecta; Lepidoptera; Noctuidae. Bases 78 to 1130 code for a protein of 350 amino acids.
CCGGCCUCUAUUUACUCUUUCAAUCAGUGCGAGUGUUUGCCCCUGGCCGGCGUGCACGCGCGGGUGAUGCGCUAGCCAUGAUCUCGCAGAAGCUCUCGUACGGCGACGUGCCGACGUCCGCGUCGCUGUCCUCGCUGUCGCCGGGCCUGGCGCCCCCGUACGUCAACGGCAUGGGCUGCAUGCCGGCGCAGCCCUACCCCAACCUGUACUCCAACAACAUGGUGGCGGGCGGCUCGUGCAUGGGCUCCCCGGGCGUGGGCUACAGCCCGCCCAGCACCAUGGCGUCCUGCAUGGGCGGCGGCGGCGCCGUGCCCUACGGCUCGCUGCCGCGCGAGCAGGAGGCCGCCUCGCCCACCUCGGCGCUGCAGCGCGCGCGCAACGACAAGACCUACCGCCGCUCCUACACGCACGCCAAGCCGCCCUACUCCUACAUCUCGCUCAUCACGAUGGCCAUACAGAACAACCCCUCGCGCAUGCUCACGCUCUCCGAGAUCUACCAGUUCAUCAUGGACCUGUUCCCCUUCUACCGACAGAACCAGCAGCGCUGGCAGAACUCCAUCCGCCACUCGCUGUCGUUCAACGACUGCUUCGUGAAAGUGCCGCGCACGCCCGACAAGCCGGGCAAGGGCUCCUUCUGGACGCUGCACCCCGACAGCGGGAACAUGUUUGAGAACGGCUGCUUCCUGCGGCGGCAGAAGCGGUUCAAAGACGAGAAGAAGGAGUCGAUCCGUCAGGCGCAGAAGGCGCACACGGGGCACGGGCACCACGGCGGCGCGCACGAGAAGCGCGGCGAGCACGCGCACGAGAAGGGCCCGGGCGGCACCCCCGCCGGCGCCGAGGACAAGGAGAUGCGCGACGAGCUGCUCGCGCAGCUGCACGGCGCGCCCGAGCUGUGCCUGCCCGAGCACACACCGCUCGCGCUCGAGCACUACGCGCAGCUCAAGCAGGAGCCCACGGGCUACGCGCCGGCGCAGCACCCCUUCAGCAUCACGCGCCUGCUGCCCGGCGCCGACACCAAGGCCGACCUCAAGAUGUACGACGUGAACUACGGCUACGGCCACUCGGCCGACAACUACUACCAGUCGCCGCUGUACCACCACCACCACGCGCACGCGCAGCCGCCCUUGUGACAGUACCCGCUGGCGUAGGGCGGGCGGCGCGCCUGGUGCGUGCCGCAGGGCCCGCCCGCGCCCUAGCCAGCGCCUCUGUGGACUCCAAGUGAGCUCUGUGUUCUGGUGAUAUUACUGCGCCCGCGCCGCCGCGCUCGUCCCCAACGCGCUGUAUAUUGUGUAAAUAUUCGCGAUUAUUUUAAACGAGUCCAUUUUGUGUGCGUUUUAUUAGUAGGUUAUAGAUGUUUAGUGCACGGUGGACGAUGUGGGACGUGUCGGGGCGGGCGGCGGCCGCGCGAACUUAGGCCUAAAAUGUUUUGUGGAACUUCUGAGAAAGUGUCCUUUAUAGUCAUUAUGAUCGGUUUUCCCUUGUAUACCAACUCUUAGCUGUACGGUUUUGUAUGGAAUUGGCGGAGCUUUGUCCGUGUAAGUCGCCUACUCCAGUUAGAUAACCGCGAGCGUGUCGCGAUCAAUACCUUAUCGAAUGUUUAUCUGUUGUUGUUUAGAUAAAUUGUUGUGUGGCGCGUUGAUGUCUUUUGCUUAAAUAAACACUGUGAUUUAGUUCCUCCGCUAUAGACUCUCAAUAAAUAAACUCAUUCUGAGAGAAGAACUAAAUCAGUAAAGUCAGGCACAAAGAAAUACUCACUGUUAUGAGUCUCAUGAUUCUGUUACAAGAUGUGGAAACCCAGUGAUUCACAUUAAACAUACAAUAUCUAAAGUACUGAUACCAAUUUAAAUAACAGGAAAAUUCUCUAAAACAAAUAAAUAAUAAUCUAAACAUAAUUAUUCUGUCAGAGAUACUUUGCAAACAGACAUCAAAAAGUUUUUUUCGACAAAACCUACAAACAAAAAACAACACAAACAAAUCGUCAAGAGUUGGUAUACGACGGAACGAGAAGUGACGUCAUAUCGUGGACGGUUCAACUGUGCAAUGUCUGUGUAACAAAUUGUGUAUAAAAUUUUAAAAUACAAUAUAUAUAUAAAUAUUAAAUAUAAAUUAGAUAGGCGAAAAUGGAAUCUGAGUUCUGUCAUCGACCAUCGAUAGGAGUGUAGAUAAGUUUUGUAUAUAUACUCGUAAGAUAAUUAUAUGACUCUAAAUAACGGUGUUUGGUGUAAGAUAGGUACCUAUCUCGGCUUCUGCACAUUCAAUUUGAAUAUAUAUUUAUAUGCAAGCGUCAAUUUAGCAUUUAUGUCAUCAUUGGCAAGCGCGUGAGGUGAGUUCUAAUUUUCUUUCUUUUAUUUAACACAACUUAAAUAUAUUCCGAAUUUUAACAAUAUCGAAUUCUAACAAAAUAAUAAGAAUUUAUAUACCAAUGUCGCGGUCACAGGGUUAAGUACGUUUCUUUCUGAUUUCUUUGAUAACAUAUCUUGUUUUAAAUUGUCGCUAACAUGAUUUUUACUGACGCAUAUAAAUUUUAAUAUACAUAAUUAUGAUUUUUGCCAUCAGACAUUUCACUACGUUUUUCACCGAUUGAGUAUUUUAUUUUCUAAUUAUGUAUUAUUAUUUUUGACACAUUUUUGAGCCCAAAUUAAAAACUUCAUAAAUAUUGUUAUCAUAAACAAAAUCAUAUUUGCCUAAAUUCAAAAAAUGGUUUAUAAAAAUUGACCCAGAAUUAAUACAGCUUCUUCAAAUGACACUAAAGUGACAAGGAUGUUACACUGACGGGAGGCUGUCAAAUAUAUCGUAAUAAUGACGUUUGCCUUGGCCACACCAAUUAAGAUGAAACGCCUUGAAAAUAACCUCAGUUCUGUAUAGAGGUCUUAUAUGUUACGUGUAAAACCUUCUUCGUAAAUAUUGGUUUUAUUUUUAAAGCCGUCAAUUUGUGUUUUGAAUAUUUUUGGGUCAUUUUUUCUUCAGUUUAUUUUGAUAUGAUAUUUGUCAACUUAUGUAUUUGAGGGUUAAAAAUACUGAUAUUCAAAUGAACUCAAGUACAGACUUAGGUACUUAGAAAAGGAUGGCUUAAGUUUCAUUAAUUCAUACAAAAACUUGUUCAAAUAUACUUUGUUUAAUUAUCAUUCAUUAACAUGAAAACUAUAAUUUAAUUCCUGCAGAAUAAAUUAUAGAAACAUACAAAAUAAUGGCAGAAAAGUUUUAUAUAAAACCAAUUUUAUUUAAUAUUGUCAAAUUAAUAUUUUGUUUAAGAAUAACAUACGAAUUUUAUUCUUUUAAAAAUUAUAUACAUUGCUCAAUUUAAGUUAGGUUCAUUAUUAUUUUGAAAUGUACACAUUUAUUAAAAAAAAUGGACCUCACACGCUUUCCAAAAAGCUUUGGUUUUUAAGCACUUUUUGAUAGGUGUGCUAAAUUAAUUCUUGUAGCUAUAAAUACAUAUUUAUGUCGUACUACUCGAAUCUAGAUAGGAUACUUAUAUAUCAUCUGUUAGUUUCAGAAUUAAUAAAAUUAAGUAUUUACAAAUUA